Molecule: messenger RNA, 1125 nt
Organism: Mytilus trossulus (common blue mussel)
Lineage: Eukaryota; Metazoa; Mollusca; Bivalvia; Mytilida; Mytilidae
Product: ADP-ribosyl-[dinitrogen reductase] glycohydrolase-like
Exons: 7
Coding region: 70-1113 (347 amino acids)
Source: RefSeq, a predicted model, not a curated record
AUUGCUUAUUUCCUACACAAAUGAAGGAUUUAAAGACGACGUUUGUCAUCAAAAUCAUAUGAUAUAAUAAUGGCGAACAGUGGAGAUGGCGAAUCAGCUUCUCAUAACCAACCAUCACCCGAAACGAUUGAUAGAAUCCAAACUACUAUAUAUGGACAAUGUAUUGGGGAUGCAAUCGGACUUCUCACUGAGUUCUUAUCAAAGGAUGAAGCAAAGAUGCAUUAUGGAAAAAAAGCCAAAAAGAAAUUAGAAUAUCGACAUAAAAAGAUCGUUGAUGAUUUUCACAGAUCAAGAUGGAGAGAAGGCGACUGGACAGAUGACAGUGACCAAAUGAUUCUCAUUAUGAGAUCUUUAGUAGACUGUGGUGGUAAGGUAGAUCCAGUUGACUUUGCUAAAAAGUUUAAAACCUGGAUUAAGAGUGGUUUUAGUGAGUGUGGUGAUUUGUGUGGAUUGGGUAUAGGUCUUACAACAAUGAUGGUAACGUCACGCCCGGACUUCAUUGAAGACCCACACGAGGUAGCUCGAUUUGUUUGGGAUACACAUGAUAGAAAUAUUGCUUCCAAUGGUGCUGUAAUGAGGACCUCUAUUGUUGGUAUUCACAUGUACUGGAGUUUAGAUGAUGUGACAAAAAAUGCAAGGGAUUUUGCAAAAACAACACAUCACGAUCCAAGGUGCCAGGCUUCAACAGUAGCUGUGUCUGUUGCUAUAGCGACCAUGUUACAAGGAAAGCACAUGGACAAAAAUGGCAAUUUCAUAGUCAAAGAUAUAAUACAAGACGCCUACAAAUAUGCAUCAACGUGUUUAGAAACGGACACAGAAAAGAGAGACCUUAUGUUUUAUUUGACAUGUGAAAAUAUCGAAGAUUUGAAAUUAGAUGAAGCCAAAAAAAUUGGCUACACAUAUAAAUCCAUGGGUACAGGAUUUUGGUCAUUAAAGCAAGAUGAUUUCCGGAAGACAAUCACAAAUAUUGUGAUGCAGGGAGGAGAUGCCGAUACAAACGCCUGUGUCGGAGGUGCUUUACUGGGAUGUAAACUAGGUAUGUCUGCUUUACCAAAGUCGUGGGUGACGAAACUUUUACAUAAGGAGUGGUUGGAUAAUGAAAUAAAAAAGUAAGUUAACUGUAUA